Messenger RNA from Mycena indigotica, 540 nucleotides. RefSeq lists its product as uncharacterized. Bases 1 to 540 code for a protein of 179 amino acids. Gene Ontology annotation, biological process: regulation of DNA-templated transcription. The transcript is spliced from 2 exons. The record is from RefSeq and is a predicted model, not a curated record. Lineage: Eukaryota; Fungi; Basidiomycota; Agaricomycetes; Agaricales; Mycenaceae. Gene Ontology annotation, molecular function: DNA-binding transcription factor activity.
AUGUCUGCCGCGCCGUACUCCUUCGACCCGUACGCGAUGCCCAGCGACGGCCGUGCAUACUACGCCUACGCGGCCGCGUCCGCCCCGCCGUCGCCCGGCCAGACCCUCCUCCCGCGCGCCACCGUUGCGUCGUUCGACCUCGACGGGCCGACCGCGCCGCGCACGUACGUCUCGCCGUCCCCGACCUCGCGCAAGGCAGUGCCCGCGUUCUUCGCGGCCCGCCGGCCCGCGUCGCUCCCGUCCGACGAGGAGGAGGACGAGCUCACGGAGGAGCCCCCCGCGGCGAACGCGACAGACCAGGAGAAGAUCGAGUACAAGCGCCGCCAGAACACGCUCGCGGCCCGGCGCUCCCGGAAGCGCAAGGUCAUGCACCAGCAGGCGCUCGAGGAGGCCGUCGAGCGGCUCACGCGCGAGAAAGAGGUUCUGGCGCACGCGCGCGCUGAUGCUCUCGAACCUCCUCCGGAGCCACGGCAUCACGUGUCCCGAGUUCCUCGAGUAAACGACAGCAUACUCCAACCAUUCAUCAUCUUGACCUGUUGA